Eruca vesicaria subsp. sativa (arugula) is the source of this 333-nucleotide messenger RNA. The record is from the annotation of a GenBank genome assembly. Lineage: Eukaryota; Viridiplantae; Streptophyta; Magnoliopsida; Brassicales; Brassicaceae.
AUGUUAAAGGCACGACAGAUUCGUCGCUGGUCAAACUCUGCGUUGGCUUCACCUCCACACCACCACCGCAGAUUUAUUAAGGAGCAAGGGAAGGAGAAGCAGUGGUGUUACAUAGCGGCGUAUCCGGUCAAGCGUGGUGCAGCGAUGGUUCAAGACGGUGAUGAGGUGGUGGUCGUGCGGUGGAGAUGCGAGUAUCAUGGUGCUCUCCAAAAGCGGAUCUCGCUGUUUGUGUUCGGUGGUGAUCUCUCACCCCUUGCUUCUUCGGCUUCCUUGCCGCCGGAAGCUCUUUCAUCUUUCGGUUUUAUGGCUCCGAUGCUCCGGCUCAGGCGAUGA